AUGUUGGUCUCUUCGGUGAGCUUUAUAAGUUGCAACAUACUAGACGGCCCUUCUUGGGGAGUGGCUUGUGCUGACGAAGAUGGAAGUGAUAUGGACAACCAAGCCGUAGCCGUAUCUAAACUUCUGUCGCUACCCACCGAUGACAACCAGUGCGAUUGUCAAUCCUGCACAAAUCCUGCGCAUCCGAGCGUUCAUUAUUUUGGAAGUAUUGAUGGUCAUGGAGAUUCCGUUGCGGCAGGUUUGUGGAAAGGACGCCUUCAUGAGAUCGUUGCUGAAGAAGUCAAGAGAGAGCUGGAGCAACAAAAUUUUGCGAUACUUGAGGGAUAUGGAGACUACGUCUUCGGAGAUUUGAGUAAAGGCUGCCUUCAUGACAUCGUUGACAACAGAGAGCUGGAUGAAGACGAAGAAGACUGUCAUCUCCCAUAUUGUCACUAUUAUUCUUUUGGCACCCUGAUUCUGAGAGGCCUCAGGAACAGUUUCGGAAGGAUGCAUGAUGAGGUUGGAAGUUACCGCCCGGAAGAUGAUGAGUUCUCUGAUCCGAUGGAGUUACCGAUUAUGAGAGGUGCGUCAGCUACAGUGGCCAUCGUCACCACUUGUAGAAUCCUCGUUGCAAAUUGUGGAGAUGCCCGCGUCGUGCUAUCUAAAGGAGGGAAAGUUAUUCAGAUGUCUUAUGACCAUAUACUCGACCGGGAUGAUGAGCCAGAGUUUUUUUUCAAAAUGCGUAGCAAGGAUGACGAAUGCCUCAUAAUUGCCAGUCACGGCCUGUGGAAAGUCAUAUCCAACGAGGUUGCAUGUCAGGUUGCUCGCACGUUUCUGGCGAUGGGGGCUACUGCAGAGACAACGGCCAUCUGUCUGGCGCAGAUGGCCAAAGAGAGCCGUGCUGAAGGUGCAGAAAGUUUUUCAGAAUCUGUGAUUGUUGUAGACCUCCGGCCUAGCAAUAUACAAAAUGGACAAGAUGAGUCUGCGAUGGACUAUUUUGACGGCACCACGGAUACAUUUUUCUCAAGGAUGUAG
Marchantia polymorpha subsp. ruderalis is the source of this 1014-nucleotide messenger RNA. NCBI's taxonomy places the organism in Eukaryota, Viridiplantae, Streptophyta, Marchantiopsida, Marchantiales, Marchantiaceae. The record is from the annotation of a GenBank genome assembly.